Messenger RNA from Penicillium waksmanii, 1995 nucleotides. RefSeq lists its product as uncharacterized. The coding region runs from base 1 to 1995 and encodes 664 amino acids. The record is from RefSeq and is a predicted model, not a curated record. NCBI's taxonomy places the organism in Eukaryota, Fungi, Ascomycota, Eurotiomycetes, Eurotiales, Aspergillaceae. The transcript has 2 exons.
AUGAGAGCCUCAAUCCCUUGGUUGUUGCUUUGGGCGCCCUCUUCCUUGAGUCUGUCGGCAACAGAGGGCGGCGGAGAGCUUGAGAUCCCCACACUCGUCCCGACAGUAGCGGCAGUUCCUAGAGACCUCGACGUCGACCUCGGCGUCGGAAUUGAUCUCUGCGCGAUAGUGACGGCCUGGGUCACAGUGAGAAUUUCGAUUGGACUUGGGGAUGAGCCAGUCACCGAGACUAUCACGGACGAGACCACCGACACGAUCACUCGAGCUGCAUCAACUGUUACCGACACUAUCACGCAGACUGUCACUGAUUCUGUGAGCGGUCUGGCUUCGACGGUCACUGAUAAUUCAACAAGAACCGUCACCGUGGACAUUUCCGGAAGCGCAGGCACUUCAACGGUAACUGUGACUACGGCAGGCUCCACUAUUACGGACAUUUCGACGACCAUUGUUGGCGGCACGACGCUUACUGAGUCUGGACCUACAGUUACGACCAAUGUCGGUGGAUCUACUGUCACAGACACUUCGACACUGACCACUACUUUGGGCGGGUCAGCAGUGACUAACAUUUUGACUGUCACAAUAUCCGUUGGAGGCGCAAUUGUCACAGAUACAUAUACUAUCACGGAGACACUGAGCGCGAGAACCAUUACAAGUGUAUCAACAAGAGUUUCAACAGCCACAGAUACAUCUAUCUCAACUAAAACGGUUGGUGGAUUAACUAUCACCUCAACUAUCACUGAGCCUGGCUCCACGGAGACUCUGCCGGCAUCUACUAUUAUCCGUACAGUUCCGGAGUCGACAAUCACGAGCGCUACAACAGAACCUGGAAGCACGACUACAAUCGCGGGUUCAACAAUUACGGUAACCCUCACUAACCCGGCGAGCACUGUUACCGUCGUUGACAAUGUUUCUGCACCUUGGGAGACAAAGAUGCAGGGCAGCACUGUCACGGCCAUGGUUACUCUGUCAACCUCCGGUCUCCCCGCAGAUGGCUACGUCUGCGCCCCCGAGGAUUGUAUUUCAGCUCUUGCCUUGGUCUAUAGCCAAUCCCGUGAUACUGAUAGAUUUGGAGAGCAUUACAAUGUCUCCGAGAACUAUUUUAACCUCGGUCCGCAAAUCUUUCGUCUUAAUUACUCCAUUUUCCGACUCGAGGACGACAGGGUUGCUGCUUACAGCAAGCACACUGUCUUUCCCCCACAGGUAGAAGCUAGAUCGCUGUGGGAUAGAUUUGUUGAUCGAAACGCCCAAAAACGAGACGUUGGCUCGGAUGUGCCCGGUGUCUGCUACAAUGAUUGUAAUGAUGCGGCGCAGGUUCCUCAGAGUGACUCACCGUUCCGUGUGGAUUUGGGCAAUUGUGAGACGUGUGUCAGCAAUUACGCCACUGGAAAGUUGGAUAUAUACUCAUCAACCCUACUGCCGUCCUUUGCACAGUGGUUGACCUAUUGCAAUGGGCUAAUGACAAGCUCGGAAAGUACUAGUGCGACAACUUCCAGCGAGUUAACGGCAAGCACAAGCAUAAAUGCAGAGGCCUCUGGCGAAACGGCCGCUGCCAGUCUUCAAAGUGGAGGAUCACGCACCGCCGCUAGCACUCAGCUUCCAAGUUCAACCGAUUCAACUGGUACAAAAACUGCUUCUCACACCGAAAACGCUGCUACGGGGACUGGAUCACAUCGCACAACCCUAAUGUAUGGUUCAACACGGAUUGUGUCUGGCUCGACUGUAAUUGUAUCUGGUUCGGCGGUAGUCGAAUCUGGAUCAACUGUAACUAGGACCAGCUCAACAAUGACAUUGUCCGGCAAAAGUGCCGAAACAACCAUUCAGCAGACAUCCUUAUCCAGCCAGAGUCACAGUACCACUUCAAGUGCAAGCGUAGAAGAUCAUACUGUGACCGCAACCGUGACGACUACUCCCACAAAUGCGGUGACACCGAAGAACGCUCCUCCUCGCUUGAUCUUCCUGAGUAUCCUUUCCGCUAUUUUGGUGGCACUCCUUUAA